AGCCUUCUGGGAACUCACAACCUGGGCCGGGUCCACUACGAGCCCAUCAAGGACCGCCACGGCAACGUGCUUCUGGUGACCAUCCACGACACGGAGAGCCAGCACUCGCUGUUCAGCGGGAAGUGGAUGCAGGUGACCAAACUGCAGAGCCAGAGGAAGUCUCUGUCCACGCCCGAGGAGCCGUACGCCCUCGACAUCCUCAUCAUCACCAUCCAAGACAUUUUGGCGUACCAGCGGCGCAGCACUCACCGGCUGGCCCCGGGUCUCUACCUGGGCUUCCUGAAGCUCAGCAGCUCUGUAGACCAGAUCAAAGUCCUGGUGUCCCAGCGGACCCCCAACAUGCUCUGUCACUCCCGCAUACGAGACAACGCCAACGUCUCCAG
Micropterus dolomieu (smallmouth bass) is the source of this 383-nucleotide messenger RNA. RefSeq names its product ankyrin repeat and fibronectin type-III domain-containing protein 1-like. Gene Ontology annotation, cellular component: spindle. The annotation marks the transcript as partial. NCBI's taxonomy places the organism in Eukaryota, Metazoa, Chordata, Actinopteri, Centrarchiformes, Centrarchidae. The record is from RefSeq and is a predicted model, not a curated record. Gene Ontology annotation, biological process: regulation of establishment of bipolar cell polarity; establishment of mitotic spindle orientation. The transcript is spliced from 2 exons.